GCGACCCAGCAACGGUCCCACUGGUCAAGAUUCGCAACACGCGACGAAACAAUUUUCUCAAUUUUUUCGUCAUUUGCUGGUUUUUUCUUAAAUAUCGAAAACAAUCAAUCACUGAAAGGUGAGCCCAAGCAAAGCGCGAGAUGAGCGAGACCAUAAACACCGCGGCGCAGUUCCCGACCUUCGAGAAGCCGACCGUGCAGUUCAACGAGAAGGGAUGGGGACCCUGCGAGCUGCCAGACACCUUUAAGGAUGUGCCGUACCAGCCGUUCAGCAAGAACGAUCGCCUGGGCAAGAUCUGCGACUGGACGAACACCUCCAACAACGACAAGAAGUACCAGAACAAGUAUGCCUCCAGCUUCGGAACUGGCAACCAGUACUCGUAUUACCAUGAGGAGGACGAGACAACCUUCCAUUUGGUGGACACGGCCCGCGUCCAGAAGCCGCCGCACCAGCGCGGCCGCUUCCGCAACAUGCGUAACUCGCGUUCUGGACGCGGCAGGAAUGCCCGUGGCGGUAUCAAUACCCACGGCAUGACCACGCUGAGCGGCAAGAACGUGAAGGCCCGUGAUCCACGUCGCGGCAUGGGCAAGAAGUUCGGCAACCGCGGACCGCCGCCCAAGAUGCGUGAGUCUUCGGUGGCUGUGCGCGCCGAUUGGGCCUCCAUCGAAGAGAUGGACUUCCCGCGGCUUAUCAAGCUGUCGCUGCCCAACAUCAAGGAGGGUGUGGAUAUCGCCACCUGCGGAACAUUGGAGUACUACGACAAGACCUACGACCGCAUCAACGUCAAGAACGAGAAGCCGCUGCAGAAGAUCGACCGCAUCGUGCACACGGUGACCACCACUGACGAUCCUGUCAUCCGACGUCUGUCCAAGACCGUCGGCAACGUCUUUGCCACUGACGCCAUCUUGGCCACCAUCAUGUGCUCGACUCGUUCCAACUACUCAUGGGACAUCGUUAUCGAGAAAGUUGGCGACAAGAUCUUCAUGGACAAGCGUGACCAUACUGAGUUCGAUCUUCUGACCGUGAAUGAGACCAGCGUCGAGCCCCCAACCGACGACGAUAGCUCUUGCAAUUCUCCUCGAAACCUGGCCAUCGAGGCCACGUUCAUCAACCACAACUUCAGUCAACAGGUGCUAAAAACCGGCGACCAAGAGGCCAAGUUUAAGUUUGAGGAGAGCAAUCCCUUCAUCAGUGAGGAUGAGGAUAUCCAGGUGGCCAGUGUGGGCUAUCGUUACAAGAAAUGGGAGCUCGGCAGCGAUAUUGUUUUGGUGGCUCGUUGCGAGCAUGAUGGCGUUCUGCAGACGCCCAGUGGUGAGCCGCAGUUCAUGUCCAUCAAGGCCCUCAACGAGUGGGACUCUAAGCUGGCUAACGGCGUCGAGUGGCGUCAGAAGCUGGAUACCCAACGCGGUGCUGUGCUGGCCAACGAGCUGAGGAAUAACGCCUGCAAGCUGGCCAAGUGGACGGUUCAGGCCGUGCUGGCUGGUUCCGAUCAGCUGAAGCUAGGCUAUGUGUCGCGUAUCAAUCCAAGGGAUCAUUCCCGCCACGUUAUUCUGGGCACGCAGCAGUUCAAGCCACACGAGUUCGCCACCCAGAUCAACCUGAGCAUGGACAACGCCUGGGGUGUCCUGCGUUGCAUUAUCGAUCUGGUCAUGAAGCAGAAGGACGGCAAAUAUCUAAUCAUGAAGGAUCCCAACAAGCCGAUCAUUCGCCUUUAUGACAUCCCUGACAACACAUUCGACUCCGAUGACUCGGACGAUGGCGAGGGCGAUGAUGGCGAAGCUUUCCAGCAGGUCUACAACUACGCGAACAACGGAAACAAGAUUUAGAUUACACGCCCCCAAUCAAUUCGUACCCGCUUACCUUAACAACUAUCGAUGCCCUCUGGAGUAAACUGCCCUUUUCUAGGCAUUAGUUUUAAGCAUUUGUAUUUGAGUUGUAGCCAGCUGAUUCCUAGUAAAGAGCAAAGGGCGAAACAA
Messenger RNA from Drosophila serrata, 1976 nucleotides. RefSeq names its product eukaryotic translation initiation factor 3 subunit d1 (gene eIF3d1). The record is from RefSeq and is a predicted model, not a curated record. Gene Ontology annotation, molecular function: translation initiation factor activity. Gene Ontology annotation, cellular component: cytoplasm; eukaryotic translation initiation factor 3 complex. Lineage: Eukaryota; Metazoa; Arthropoda; Insecta; Diptera; Drosophilidae. Gene Ontology annotation, biological process: translational initiation.